GUUGGCAGUGAUAGUCGUGUAGAAGCUUGCAAUUUCCAAACUUUUGCACUCUAAGCCACUACACAAAGCAAAUGCUUUGUGUAUACCGCAGGCUAACGUCUGCAGAAUUCGAACUGAAGAAAAUAGUGUCUAUCUAAUGUCAAAAUAGACGGUGUCAAUAUUCAUGUGUGAAUGUCGACAAUGUUGUCAUAGAAACGCUACCAAGGCUCGAGAAACAAAAAACGUUGCAGAAAACACGAGCACGAACAAGAUGGCAGGACUACUGAACGAAAAGUAUUUACAAGAUUGAACAUCGCUAUUGAUAAAAAUCGAAUUUUCACAAUGUCUGACACUAGUGAUAGUGACGACGAAAGUCGUCCAUACGUGAUCGUCCAAUUCGUGACAAGAGGAAGAAAAGGGUCCACAAAACAACUGGACAUUGUGCCAAGAAAUUGGCUCGACUGGAACGCGAAGACAAAAAAAAUAAAAUGUAAAUUUCUUCCGCCACCAUACACUGAGAGAGAUUCCGAACUGUUACAUAACAUUGUAAAGAAUUUAGACACUGCACCAACAUCAUGGCCGGAGUACACCGUGGAAAUUAAAGCACAUGGAAAAACGUAUGCCGAUGCUCUGCUUAGAUUACAAUUAUUAAAUGACAAGGAAUUUGCUUUUACAAGUAAUUCAAAUGAAGAUCAAAAUGAAAAAUCAAAGAAAGUAGAAAAUUCAAUUCGCAAAAAAAAACUUUUAAAAAAUGAAGAACAGAUAAACGAACUAUUCAAUUCUGUCACGACAGUGGAAGAAUUUCUUCACGAGGAUCGUCUUCCAAACGAAUCUUUUAAAAUAUUAAAAAAGACUGGCGAAAAAUCAUAUGCAGAAAAAAUUGGUUCUUCCAAAUUAUCUAACUCAUCUAAAUGCGAAAAUUUAUCAAAAAGACUUGAGAAAAAGAAUAAAUGCACGGACGAAUCUGCAAUAUGUGAUACCUUAUUCGAAGAUGAGUGUAUGUCACAGCAAACCAACGACAAAAAUUACACUGCAAUGAAAAAUGAUUCUUAUGAAGAAUCUAGUAAAGAUAAACAUGACAAAGAUGAAAAAUUCUAUGACUUGGACUUGUUUUCAAAUAAUUUAGAUCAACAGUGCCAGGAGGAAAAUGUCUUACUGUUUGAAAAUGAAAUACCCGUCAUAUCAACUAUUCCGAAUAUUUUAACAAACCAGCUAAACGAGGGUUCCGCUGAUGUUAUACAACAGUUGAAAUCUGCGAUUGAAAUAAAUGAUACAAUGUGCUUAUUUACGUCAGUACAUCGAUGUAGAUCAAACAUUAUCGAAAAACAUUAGCAACAAAUUAAAAAUAAUUAUGUCAAGAGAGAUUGCAUUAAAAUACACGGCAAUUAAAGAGAUAAACGGGAAAAAAGUUUUCAAAAGAACUCGUCUGUAUCAGUAUAUUGAAGACAUAUAUAUCGGAUUAAAUAUAAAGGGAGAAUAUAUUAAAGAAUCCCACAUUUUGAAGACAAUCAGCAAUACUUUGUCGAAUGCAAAAGACUGGGAGGGACACCGAAAGGAUCGAAUUAAAAACCAAACUCUAAACGCCUAAUAACUGUCUUUUCAAGUUGUUAAUUUUUUAAAAUUAUUCUUAAAUUAUUCCUUAAUUGUAUUUCUCAUUUUAUCAUCCAUAUAGAAUAAAAAGUUCACACAAUAGUUGAAACAAUUUUGUUCAAUGUUUUAACAUAUUAAUACUUUCAUAUAACUUCCAUAUUUAAAUGUCCAGAUUAACAGUGCUUAAAAAAUUUAUGUUAAUAUAAUUUUGGAUAUAAAACAUUGAGUUUCUAUUGAAUAUCAUUUUCUGUGAACAUUUAGAUCUUUUCCGAACAUUGCAACGUCAAAUUCUAUACGGACAUGUGUAUGUAAAAAUAUUAAGAGAGAAUUAUCGAAAAUUAAAUAUUUUAUAUUUUGUUAUAUAUAUUUUU
Linepithema humile (Argentine ant) is the source of this 1940-nucleotide messenger RNA. NCBI's taxonomy places the organism in Eukaryota, Metazoa, Arthropoda, Insecta, Hymenoptera, Formicidae. The record is from RefSeq and is a predicted model, not a curated record.